Molecule: messenger RNA, 1398 nt
Organism: Malassezia vespertilionis
Lineage: Eukaryota; Fungi; Basidiomycota; Malasseziomycetes; Malasseziales; Malasseziaceae
Product: D-arabinose 1-dehydrogenase (NAD(+))
Exons: 1
Coding region: 1-1398 (465 amino acids)
Biological process (GO): dehydro-D-arabinono-1,4-lactone biosynthetic process
Cellular component (GO): cytosol
Molecular function (GO): D-arabinose 1-dehydrogenase [NAD(P)+] activity
Source: RefSeq, a predicted model, not a curated record
AUGCCCAUUCCACCGCAGACCUACCCGCCGUGGUCGGCGUUUGGGGACGUAGUGCCACUGAAUACGCUCCCAGAUGAUGUACCCGAUGGAGAAGCACCGUGGCAACAUGCAAAAGAGCUGACCGACUUUAAAUCGCAGUGCUCGCCGCUUUUGUUCGGCGGUGGCGCUUUUGGCGCGGGGAUGUACAAUGCAGAUACCGUUUUGCACAGCGAUGCGUGCAUCCGUGCAUUGCGAUUAGCAUUUCGCUACGGCAUCAAUGCACUCGAUACUUCUCCGUACUACUAUCCUUCCGAACUGGUCCUGGGCCGCGCGCUGCGGACGCUCGCGCCGGAAUUUCCCCGCGCAUCCUACUUCCUUAUCACGAAAUGCGGCCGCUACGGCCCAGCGCGGAGCGCAUUUGACUAUACACCGGAACGGAUUAGCCAAUCGGUGCACGAUAGUAUGGAGCGGCUCGGAACGACGUACUUGGACGCCGCCCUGCUCCACGAUGCCGAGUUUGUCUCGGACCAGCCACGGGCGACGCUUGACCCUGACGGUGCUUUGCUCGCCGCGAAUGCUGUUGGGAUUGCGUGCGACCAGCAUGGUGCUCUUACCCAGGGUGAGGCACGCGUGGUUCUCGGCACCACACCAGCAGAUGCGCCCGUCCUGCGUGGUGACGGCGAUCGGAGAGUCCUCGACGCGGCACACGCAUUGUUUGCACUCAAGGACCGCGGCGUAAUUAAAAAUGUGGGAAUGAGCGGAUAUCCCGUCGCUGAGCUUGUCCGUAUUUCGCGGUUUAUCGCGUGUAACGCACCAUUCCGUCCGUUGGAUAUCGUGUUGAACUACAGCAACCAUACCUUGCACUCCGACUUGCUCCCGCAAUGGCAGGACAUGUUUGCAGUGUGCCCGUGGCCCGGAGGCGUAUGCCCCGAUGGCAGCGGUAGGGUAUGGGAGGCGCCGAUGCUGCUGAAUGCUUCGCCGUUUUCCAUGGGUCUGUUUUCCGAUCGUGGGGCGCCGCCUUGGCAUCCCGCGUCGCCAGCGCUACAGGAGACAGUUCAACAGGUGCACGCAAGGUUGGCGAGGCUUGCCGCAGAAGCUAAGCGCGUGUCUGUGCCCAAGGAGAACGUGUUGGGCCGUACGGCACUUUUGCAUGGUAUUCGAGGUACGGAAAAGCUGGAGCUUCGUACCUUGCUUGGGAUGAGCAAUGUCGAGGAGGUGCACGCAGCAAUUGCCAUCUAUCGCGUCCUUGUGUCUGCGUGCGGCAGUGCAGAGGCACGCGCGAAGCUGGAUCCAAAGCAGAUUGCAGCGCUACAUGCGACGUACGAACAGCUUGCAGAGUACGGAGCGAUUGCGCAGGCAGCGAUGAAGGAAGCGCACGUGUACGAUGCUGCAUGGGCGCAGCCUCCACCCGAUGCAUAA